Molecule: messenger RNA, 532 nt
Organism: Eruca vesicaria subsp. sativa (arugula)
Lineage: Eukaryota; Viridiplantae; Streptophyta; Magnoliopsida; Brassicales; Brassicaceae
Source: the annotation of a GenBank genome assembly
CAUGAAAAACACCACAGAGAAAACCAAGAAGAUGGUUGAUGAUCAUGAUCAUGAUAAUGAUCGUAUACUAUGGGAUUGUGGGAGUCCACUCUAUGACUCCUACGAGCUCGUCUCUCUCACUCACAUCAUCGAACGUCACUUCAUGUAUCUUCCCUCUCUCUCCGGCGCCAGAAAAGUUUGUUCUUCUCGCACACCGUCUGAUUUGGGAGAUAAGGCGAAUCGCACAGCCAGCACCGUCGUGGAUCUAUGCUGCUCCUCUGAUUCAGCGACAAGUAAAUUGUUGGGUGGUGUUUUUGGGAUGAAAUGGUGGAAGAACAAGAAAAAUGCUGAUGUCGUGGAGGAGGUUCACAAGAAGAAGAAGACCAAGAAGGUGUUUCAUCGGGUUCUCUCUAGGUUAAGGAUUCAUACAACAAGACCUGUUUCUAAGAAUAUGUGAUUUUUACUCUCCUUUGUAAAAAUAUAAAAGUAUUGUUUGUUUAUUUGAAAUAUUAUCGAAUAAAUUAACUGUAAUGAGAAUGUGAUUUGAACUCUG